UGUAUACAUUAUUUGUGAUGUACAGUAUUGUAAAUUUAUUACCAAACGUAUUGUUAAGUGAUGAAAAUGAAACGAAAAGUACGAGUACUUUAUCCUGUGAAUCCAGUUCGGAAAAAGGAAAUGGUGUACCGGUUUAUUCUUUGUAUAUAUUGGGAACUGUGACAAUACUCUUUCUUAUAGCAUUGAUAGCAUUAUCAGUAUACAUCCAUCUAAAGCUAAAGUGCAAGAAACUUGAAAUAACCACACGGCUGGAGAAUGGUACCCAGUGCCAGACAUGUAAGAAAAAGACUAAUUCAAAAAGUGAAAAUGAAAAUAACCCAUCACGAAAACGAAUACAGAGCAAAUCUGUUACUACUGAUUUUAAUACUCUUCGCAGUCCUAAGAAGCAAGAAGCAUCAGGUGAUAAGUCUCCUAAACUCACCACAGGUGUCGCUAAAGACUUGUCUUAUAUUUUACCUAAUCAGAUGACUUCAAUUUGUAACGAAGUAUUGAAACGUCCAGAUGAAAACGAUUCGGCAAGCAGUCUUCAUAAAAUAGACCAAUUAGUAAAUGAAGGAAAGCUUCAAGAUACGACUGCUGUAAAAUCUGCACCAAUUCCAAAUCUGGAUAUUUAUGACAAAGUUCCCAAAACUAAGUUUGGUAUAAACCUCAGUAAAAUGAGAGGUGGCAAAGCAGGCAAAGACAAACUAAAGGCAAAAUGUGAAAUAUAUGACUUUCCUAAAGAUCAAAGUUCAUUAUAUGAUUUUCCGAAACGAAAAGAUGGUAACAAAAAUCCAAAACCGAGUACAGACAUAUACGACUUUCCUAAGGAACACAAUUUUCUUCGUCAUUUACCUAAGUCGAAUGAUGGUAAAAAAUCAGAUGUCCCAAAUCCCGGAAUAUAUGACUUUCCUGCUUCAUCCAAACAUUUUAAGAUGAAAUGUAAAGAAUCCCAACAUGAUCAGACAAAUGCAAUGUCAUAUAAACAAAGUGCUAUUAUUAAAAACGAGUCUACAGAUGACAGCAUGGAUAAUAUUUACGUUAACGCUAAUGACCUAGAAAUGUUAUAAAAGUACAAAAAGUGAACAAUCCAAAUUGUUAAUGCAAUAAUCUAAACGUAUGAAUAUGUAAAGUUCAAAUAGUUGAAUGGUGUUAUUUAUAAACAAAAUCCAAGCCCAAUAAAGGAAUCGUCUAUACUUUUUGUCAAUGUUUUCUUUAGACGGCAUUUACAAAAUAUGGUUGAGUUUAGUAGAUUAGGGUAUAAUGGUUUUAGAAGUUCAAAAUAUGAUUAAAUUAAUUUUAUUGUAAUGAAUUAUAAUUAAUUAUAAUCUGUGUGACUUGAUCCCAA
Messenger RNA from Leguminivora glycinivorella, 1327 nucleotides. RefSeq lists its product as uncharacterized. NCBI's taxonomy places the organism in Eukaryota, Metazoa, Arthropoda, Insecta, Lepidoptera, Tortricidae. The record is from RefSeq and is a predicted model, not a curated record. The transcript has 2 exons. Bases 18 to 1049 code for a protein of 343 amino acids.